AUGCAUCAUGAAUGUGCUGAGAUUGAUCAUUAUGAGAACAAUGUCAACACAUUAGAUCAAGUAAUUUUAGGCCAAUUGCGGUGUGUAACUUCAGAUUCUUCUUUGACAGCUCGUAAACAUAAAGUACAAACUGAGAGGAAACAAUCACGAAGAUUGAUUGUCAAAGCUCAUGGUAAUGCAAGAAAACUUCCUAAGAAUGUGACUUCUUUUUCUGAUUCAGAGUUUGUUGUAAGGGUUUUACACAAUUAUGCAGAACAACAUGCCAUAAUUUUACCAGGCAGAAGUAGCACUCAGUAUAAUGCAAAUUUCAAGCUUCUACCUUCAAGUGAUAAUAAAGCCAAAAUUUUUGAAACUUAUAUGGCUUCCUUUACAAAUGAUAUGCCCUUAAAACCAGUAUCAAGUAGAGUGUUUUGUAAUAUUUGGAAAGAGAUAUGCCCAAAAAUAGUUGUCAUGAAGCCCAAAUCAGAUCUUUGUGCAUUUUGCCAACAGCAUUUCACAUCAGGAACUGCAAUGGCGUCAGUGCCUGAAGAAACUAAAAUGGAAACGAUUGAAAAAAUGAGGUCCCAUCUACAACUUGUUGCAAAAGAAAGAGUGUUUUAUAAGGGAACUAUCAAAAAGACUACGGAAAAUUUUGAAGAUGGUGAUAGAAGUUGUGUUAGAGAGAACAAUGCUUUAAGGAUGGCACAGAUAGAAUUACUCGAAAUGAAACGAAAGUUUGAUGCCUUGAGAGUUGUGGAGACAGAGAAAAAAAUGAUGGUUGCCUUGUUGCAGAGAAAGGAUGAAGACUUAAAAACUCUGAAAAGCUUGCUUGAAAAUGAAAGGAAAGAAAAAAUGACUAUAAUUAAUGAAAAGGAACAUUUUGAAAAAGAAAAAGCAGAAGAAGUAGAAAGAAUUAAUAAAGAAAAUCUUAGAUUAAAAGCUGAGCUUGACAAAUUAAAUGAGAGAAUAAAAUCUAUUCAGUUUGGAGCAGCAGUAGAGAAUCUACAGGCUUGUGUUGAGCUAAAAAGGCUGAUGCUGAGCAAAGAUAGAGAUGGAUAUCAGAAACUCCUGGAAGAGCACAACCUAUUGAAAAAACAAAAUGAAAGCUUGAAGAAUGAAAUGGGUCACCUGCAAUGGCAUGGGCAUUCUAAAAGUACUCAUCAGUGUUCUUUUUAUAGUCCAAUCACUGUUAGUGCACAAGAUAAAACUAUAAGUGGUGUAUCUGACCAUGGGGAAGAUACUGAAGGUGUUCAAUUGGUUCUCAGGCUCCACCAGAAGGUAAAAGAACUGGAAAAAGAAACAAUCAAGUUGCAGAAACAAAUGGAAGAGGUAGAGAAAGAAAAAGAUGGUCCAUGUGGUGAUACAGCAUUUACACAUGUUGGUUUUAGAGAUGGAGGUGGUGAUACAAUACUCACUGUGGUUUCCUUCCUCUUUUCUACCAGUGACUGCAGUGGAACUGCUACAGUUGUUGUUGACACCAUUUCUGCUUCAGUUGCUUGUGCUGCUGCUGUUAUUGGUCUUGUUGCUCAAGCUGAUUCAGAUGUUGCUGGUUUUGAUGGUGCUGCCAUUGUUACUGAAUUUGAUCGUGAUGCUGUAACAAUUUGUGGUUCUGUAGCUGCUUUAGUUGUUGUCUCCAGGACAUAUUCACUUCCUGCAUGGUUGCUUUCAUUGCAGCAACUGGAAGUGGAAAAUCGAAGAUUACAUGCAAAUAUGACUAAACUUCAGCUAUCAUUCGAUGAUUGCUGUUCUAAUCAAACAUUAGAUGAUGGUCUAGGGCGAGAAGAAUUGCUAAAGCAGUACAUUCAGCUGCAACUUGAAGUUGACAGAUGGCGAGAGGAAUGCAUUCAGUUACACAGUAUUCUAGCAAAGCAAACUGAAGGUUUGAAGAAUGUUGCUAGUAUCAACUAUGGAAGUCAUGUACACUUAAUAAAUGAGGUUGUGGAGCUAGUACUGGCAUUUGAAGCACAGAAGAAGAUAAACAGGCAGCUGGAAGACGAAUUGCACCAAGAGAAAAAUAAGUGGCAAGCAGAAAGAGAACAACUCCAACAAGAAAAUGAGAAACUCAGAGAGGAGAAUGAUAAUCAGCACAAGCUUUUGCCUCCAAGCUUAACUAAAAGCCCACAAACUCAAACUGAGGCUUUUAUGCAACAUGAAAUUAUAAGAGUGACUUCAGAAAAGCUGGUCCUUCAAGAAAAACUAGAUUUAGCUAAAGAGGAACUUUCACAAUGCAAGAACAGCUUAAAAUUGCAAACUGAAGUGCUGAAGGAUGCAGGGUUGUUUUCCAGCAAAUUAGAUAACAAUGCAGAAACAGCUGAAAACUCAAUAGAGGAAGUGCUAGUGAAGAGGCAAGGUCAAAGGAAUAACAGAAGAGGGAUAAGAAAGAAUGAAAGACAUUACCAAGGAAUUUUUGAGUUUCACAAAGAGGAUAUUAUACAUAUUGUUAGGCAUGUGAUAUUUGAAUUAAAGCCACAUAUUGCUGUAACAUUACUGCCAGGAUUGCCUGCAUACAUUUUGUUCAUGUGCAUUAGGCAUGCCGACUGUCAAAAUGAUUAUGAGAAAGUACGAUUACUCCUGACAGCAACUAUCUACACCAUCGAAAAAGUUACUAAGAAAGGCCAUGAUGAUAUUGAUAUAAUGGUUUUGUGGCUUUCAAAUACUAGUCUUGCUGGGCACAUACAAGAAAAGAUACAGCCACUAGUGGUGCCAGCUAUUCUUGAACAUGAAGAAAUAAGUGGCUUGACAAGUCUGAUAGCUAGUGGAAAGAGAGGAAGAGCUGUGAUGUCAUCAUGGGAUUCUGAGCCAUUUUUGGGUGUACAGAAGUCAUUGGAUGCACUCUUGCAGGAACUAAAUUAUAUUGCUGGGCACAUACAAGAAAAGAUACAGCCACUGGUGGUGCCAGCUAUUCUUGAACAUGAAGAAAUAAGUGGCUUGACAAGUCAGAUAGCUAGUGGAAAGAGAGGAAGAGCUGUGUUGUCAUCAUGGGAUUCUGAGCCAUUUUUGGGUGUACAGAAGUCAUUGGAUGCACUCUUGCAGGAACUAAAUUAUAUCUAUAAAAUUAUGGGGAACCAUGGUGUUGACCCAGAACUUACUGUCCAGAUAUUUCGGCAGGUAUUCUACUUCAUCUGUGCCAUUUCAAUGAAUAACCUACUGCUCCGAAAGGAUUUGUGUCAUUGGAGUAAAGGAAUGCAGAUAAGAUAUAAUCUAUCACAUCUUGAACAGUGGUGUCGUGACAUGAGACUACAGUAUACUGUCGUGCCAACCACAUUACAGCCCACAAUUCAGGCUGCCCACUUGCUACAGGCUCGUAAGCUGGAUGAAGAUGUUCAGCAUGUAUGCAAUAUGUGUGAUAAACUUUCAAUGUUGCAGAUUGCUCAUUGUGAUGGUUCUUACAUAGUAAUGCAUCCACUCAUGUUAAAGACUGGUUUAUAUACCAUAUGGGUUAGGAAGAAACAUAUUUAUAAAGACUUGUGA
Schistocerca serialis cubense is the source of this 3450-nucleotide messenger RNA. RefSeq names its product unconventional myosin-Va-like. The transcript is spliced from 16 exons. The record is from RefSeq and is a predicted model, not a curated record. Gene Ontology annotation, molecular function: GTPase binding. NCBI's taxonomy places the organism in Eukaryota, Metazoa, Arthropoda, Insecta, Orthoptera, Acrididae. Bases 1 to 3450 code for a protein of 1149 amino acids.